Molecule: messenger RNA, 8979 nt
Organism: Micropterus salmoides (largemouth bass)
Lineage: Eukaryota; Metazoa; Chordata; Actinopteri; Centrarchiformes; Centrarchidae
Product: serine/threonine-protein kinase Kist-like
Exons: 9
Coding region: 433-1758 (441 amino acids)
Biological process (GO): positive regulation of translational initiation; peptidyl-serine phosphorylation; regulation of protein export from nucleus
Cellular component (GO): nucleus; neuronal ribonucleoprotein granule
Molecular function (GO): RNA binding; ATP binding; ribonucleoprotein complex binding
Source: RefSeq, a predicted model, not a curated record
CGGAAGUCAGACUGAUCAACAACCUGAGUUACGACUCAGGCAAAACUUUACUGCAGUUACAACUGAUAAACUUUCUUUAAGUUAUUUUCCGAUACAGAUGCGGUAAUAAUAUGUGGCACAUUAUGGGGGAAGCAUUUUUCUGUUUCGGUGGAAGUUUUGUGCUCAAAGUCAGUGGCUAGUUUAGCCAUUUGGAGCAGCUUAGUUAGCUAACUUUUUGUCAGCUGACCCAGCAGUGUAAUAUGCCCAGGUAUUACUGCGUGCUUAAUAUUAACAAGGUUGCCGGUGUAGCUGGAUUGUCUGCUAGCUUUCGUUGACACGUCCUGCUGGGUUUUCUGUGGCGCUGAGAGAGCCCGGUUUGCAAUGCUCCUGCAGCUGCUCCCACCUGUGAACUAGCUGGAUCAUCUCCUGCUGUCCCCCGUCCGCAGUUGUCCGAUGGCUCACUGCGGCUCCUCCGAGUCCAGCUCAAAGGUUCAGGUACCUCGUCCGGACAGCGCCAUGCCGUCGCAGGGUAGCGUAGACCAGAGCAUGAAGCCGGUUCUGUUCGAGGUCUUCGGCGAAAUAUGGACCGUCCAGUCGCGACUCGGCCAGGGAGUCUCGGCCUCGGUGUACCGGGUCAGCUCAGGCAGAGCCACCACCGCCGCUGUCAAGGAGUUUCAGGCCGACACUCAGGGAGGAGACUACGGGUAUCGCAAGGAGAGGUCCGUGCUGGAAGACAUCCAGGGACAUAAAAACAUCGUGACGCUGUACGGGGUGUUCACCAACCACAGCUGUAUGGGUGUUGCCACGCGCUGUCUUCUGCUCGAGCUCUUGGAUGUCAGUGUGUCCGAGCUGUUGGUGAGAGGCAGCGGUGGUACCCAGGGUGGUAGACCCCAGCAGGGCCACUCCAUGUGGCUUGUCCAACACUGUGCCAGAGACAUCCUGGAGGCUCUCGCCUUCCUUCAUAGAGAAGGCUACGUCCAUGCUGACCUCAAGCCACGCAACAUUCUCUGGAGCGCUGAUGACGAGUGCUUCAAGCUCAUCGACUUCGGCCUCAGCUUCAAAGAGGGAAACCAGGAUGUCAAGUACAUCCAGACAGACGGGUAUCGCGCUCCAGAGGCUGAGUUUCAGAACAGCCUCGCUCAGGCUGGGGUGGAGGUGGAGGGAGACUCGGGCUGCACUGCCGCCGUGGACCUGUGGAGCCUGGGCAUCAUCCUGUUGGAGAUGUUCUCAGGAAUCAAACUUAAAGACACCGUCCGAUCACAGGAGUGGAAGGAUAACAGUGCCGCCAUUGUAGACCAUAUCUUUGCCAGCAACAGUCUGGUGUGCCCUGCCAUCCCUGUCUACCACCUCAGAGACCUUAUCAAAAGCAUGCUUCUCAAUGACCCAAAGCAGAGAUGCACAGCUGAAACCGCCCUCCUGAGCCCAUUCUUCAGUAUUCCUUUUGCUCCUCACAUUGAGGACCUGGUUCUGCUGCCCUCUCCUGUCCUGCGUCUGCUCAACCUCAUUGAUGACAGCCAUCUGCACAAUGAAGAAGAGUAUGAAGACAUCCUGGAGGACAUGAAAGAGGAGUGCCAGAAGUACGGCUCAGUGGUUUCUCUGCUCAUCCCCAAGGAGAACCCAGGGAAAGGACAGGUCUUUGUAGAGUAUGCCAACUCCAGCGACUCCAAAGAGGCUCAAAGGCUGCUGACAGGCCGCACCUUUGAUGGGAAGUUUGUUGUGGCCACCUUCUACCCUCUCAGCGCCUAUAAAAGAGGUUACUUGUACCAGACUGUGCAGUGAAGUGCUUAUGCUCAAUUUACACCUCUGCACUGUUCGCAUUAAAAAACACAACUGCAUAGAGCACCACAGGGGAGGAGUCAUGUUUUCCCUAUGAAUAUACAGCCAACACACAGUCAUGCGUGGUUGCCCUGCAGUUUGAGUUCAGAUGAUUCUGUUAUUAAUCAGUUGAAUAGUUGAAAGUUCUGCACAUUAUCCGUGUGUAAAUCUGUGCAGAGUGUAAAUUGAACUCGGCUGGGAGGGGGAAACGGCAACACUUUAUUUCUGCUGCCUCCAGUCUGUGCACUAUUAACAGUUCACAUCCUUGUGUUUCAAGUUGACCUGUAUCUAUCUCGUGUAAUAAGUCCAGGCCGGGGGUCUGUGGUGUGGGUACCACAGUUCCUGUUCUGACUUCCAUUUUCACUCCCAUUCGUUCAUAGAAAUUACCACACAGAAAGAAUGUGUAAUUGGGACAAGAAAAGUUGCUACAGCAAAAGCCUUUAUCAAAUGAUAGUGUAAAGUUUGAGUCUAUGCUCUACAUAACAUCUAAAUAGUUGCAUCUCUCUAGAUAGAUGAUUAGAUCUCAUCAGUUGAGUCAGGGAUGUGAUCAGAAACAUGUAGCAGGACACUGAACGAGAGUCUCUUUACUGCUCUCAGCUGAAGGUUUCCUGUGGUGAAAUUAGUGUCCUAUCCUGUUGUUAAAUAAGUAAUAAUAAGUAUUAUAUUAUUGUUGCCUGUUUGUUUUUGUUACUUUGAAUUUUAAUGAGAGGAAAUGGCAUGGUACAAGGGGAUAUACAGGUAUCCUCUGCUGGCUCCUCAGGUAAUAAUCAGGGACAGAUGGUUUGGGGUGACGCCUCCACCAGCUGGUAGUUGUCACUCACUCACUCACUCUCUGCCAUUAUCUGAGCAUGCUAAGGUCUCACAGUGUCCUGUAGCCUUAUGCUCUGUAGCUCUUUAUUUACAAAAGUCUACAUACUCAGAGGAUAUUUUAUUCACCAGUUUACUAUGCUCCCGUUUAUCAUGACGUAGAGGGAGUUUUGUGUUUUGACUGCAACACUGAAAUGGCACACGAACAAGUAAAUGUUUAUGAGUACAUGCUGAAAAUCAUAGGAGGGUUCAUCUGGCUUGCUUGGUUAGAAAAGUACAAACAUAUAAAAAAAAUCUCAAUUGUCCAAAAACCUUUUUCCAGUUGCAAAAUGAGUCUAUGAACAAAAAUAGCAGCAGCAGAAAUGUCUUGUAACUAAGUAACUAAAGCCAAGUACACUUAAUUUUACUUCAUAGUCACUGUGUAAUUUGAGUUAUUAUUAUUGAAAAUGCAGAUACAGUAGCCUGUGUACAUUCACAGGAGUAGUUUAAAGCCACUGUGUGAUGAACAUUUAUAGCGUCUUUCAUGGCUUAGGUUGUUUUGCAGGUUGCUUUUGCAAAUUUUUGCAUUGACAAUGCAAGGUGAAUACUGACUGUGCUAACUAGACAGAUUAGACAGAUAAUUGUCCUACAAUGUUCAAUGAGUCUUUCAGUUAGUUUGCAUGCGAACCAGUGGAUUGAUGGCCAGACUGCAAGCCUAACAUUGUAGCACGAUAUGGCCAAAGUGUCUGUUUUUGGAGUUCCCAAAAUACUGCCCAUGUUUCCUAAUUUUGUGACAAGGUAUUUUGAUUUAUGAAUCAAAAAUGUGACAGAAAUGUCUCAAAAUGUGCAGUCUUGUAGAGCCAAAUAUAUUAUAUAAUUAAUGUAUUAUAAAGUUAAAUUGGACAAUCAAGACAAUAAGACAGUCCAGGAAGAAUUACGUUUGAUAGCAGCGACAGUCAGCAAGCUUGGUAUUUUUACAGUGGAAUGUACUUUUUGUUGUAGAACCAGAUAUUCUUUUGUUUUCUGGGUUCUUAUUCUCUUGGUUCAAAAAUCCACUCUGUCACACUGAAACAUUAGAUGAUUUCUACAUAAGUGCCCUAUGACAUUCAAACUAGCUAACUAACCAAAAUGCUGCUAUAACAGCAGGUUGGCUACACCUGCAUGUGUCGUUCAUUAUGUAGCCCAAGCCAUUGCAGAUGCCUUAGAGAAUUAUUCCCUUCCAGCAAAUGUAGUCUGGCCAAGUAACCAAACCAGUCUUUGUUAGAGACAAUGAGCAGAGAUUUGUUUCAUUUUUUUUGUAUAGCUACUCAUUGCUCAUCUGGUUAAAGCCAGACUGUGUAACUUUUACUGAACAGAGACCAUUUGUGACCUGUGACAGUAAUGGUAUUUUGCCAACACUGGUAUUAGCUACAGUUACUGCUAAACUGAUGGUGUUGGCUAAAUGCUAAACUGCGAAAUGCUAAAAAGGUUUAUGGUUAAGCAUAAACUACUAUUUAGCACUUCAGUGUUGUUAACCAUUUAGCUAAAAUGCUAUGUACUUGUAACAGUCGCACAAUUGUAGAAGAGUCAUAAAGUUAGCAAACUGUUUUACAUGCAUAAUUAAUAGUUUGCUAAUACUAGCUAACAUUAGCCACCAUAAGCUACUGGUCGUGCACGACAGUGUACACUGCUGUAGCAGCAAAACCCCUAGUGUACUGAACUGAGCUUACUGCUCAUGGAUUCAACCUUACAUUUGAAAGAGGAAUACAUUGUAAUUUCUUCUCUAAAAGUUUCAUAGUCUUGCUUUAAAGUCUGGUGUUUGAAGAGCUGCUAGAACUGGAACUGGUUCACUCAUGUUAGAAAGAGCACAAAUGUCAAACCCCACACUGUGUAAAUGGGUACUGUGAUUUGAGCAUGUGAGACAAAUUGUUAUUCAUAUAAAAUAAGAAAAUAUUGUAAGCUUAUGGACAUAAAUCUUCCUCUGCCUGAGAACUAUUUUUAUCAAAUAAUGUGUUACUCUUUCCCCUGUUAGAAAAUAUGUUCAGAGUCAGAGGAAAGGUUGCAGUUUUGUCUGAUCUGAAGUACAACAAAAAACUAUUUUUCUACAAACGUUAUUGGAAUGCGUCUUCAAUGUCAAUUCUAAAGUUUCCACAGCAUCACUGGCCAAAAUAAAAUCCAUUUGAAACUUGAAGUAGACUCUAACCACUUGACUAUACAGCACUUUUAAAUGAGCAGUCUGUGGUACGAUGGUCAGUGUUGUUAGUUACUUGUAACCAGUGGUCCUUGAAUUAAAAACUAAAGAACACAUUUUCUUCUUCCUCAUCACAGUUUAUCAAGGACCUGGUGCAGAAAAUUCAUCUUUGAUAAUCUCAAGGUAUUCCUUUAAGCCAUUUGAAGUUUGAUUUGUCCUGGAUUUUCAUUUAUGCUAUCUUCUGUAUCUAUAGUUCAGCUGCUUGCCCAGUUUUGUGUAGCAGUAUUGCCGUAUGAUUAUUGACUAGGUCCCCUGCAAAAAUAAACUUACCACAGGUUUACUGUACCUUAUCAAAUAAAGAAUUUGGGCUGUACAUUCUGUGGCUUUCAGGACAUUGUACAGGGAACUCCCUUUGUUUGUGUUUUAUGAUGCAUGACAAAAAAGAGUGUAUGUAAGUUGUGUUCUUUACAUGGUUUUGAGAUCCUGUGCGAGAGUGUAGACUUGAAUAAUUAGAGGCGCUGUGUUAGGGAGUGUGUGUAGAAUCUGCUGUGAUGAGGUGAAGUCUGAAAAUGAGGUGACUUGCUGGGAUGCUGUGUAACUCAGCAGUUCCUACUAAUUGAAGUCUCAGUCAAUGUGAUUAGAAAUGUAACGCUUUAUUUUACAGGUCCGAGAUUUCGUAAUAAUUAUCUCAGAAAGUUAUUUUGAAAGAACAAUAUCACUUGGUACUUAUUAUGGGGAAAAUAGCUUCAUUUAAACCAAAGUAAUUAUUCAUUCAAAUACAUUCAUUCUUACACUCAAUGCCCAUUUGGGUUCAGUUGUAAGUGAGAGAUCCACAAAUCUCCACAAAGUUGCUAACUUACCGUUACUAUCGGAAUAGCAACAAAUGACCGACCACAUUGUUGUACAGAUAUCAAGUAGUGAAUCCUUACCUAACAAACUGAUACAAAUUACGCAAAUGAAAUAUUCCAUUUUUUACAGAUUGAGGGUUUUUAUUCUCACACAUGCAUACAGCAUGUGGUCUUCCACACCUAAACUAAUCUUAACUUGGCUCCGUCCGGCCAUUAUAGUCAUCAUUAUUCCUGUUUUGAGACAGAAGUAACAGAGAAACCCAGAGGCACAUGACUUUUGUGUCAUGCUGCAGACUUUAUUAACAUCCACCGAAUCCUCUAUUUAAAGCGACACUGCCAUUGUUAAAUGCACUGCAACAUGAUCAGUUUAUAGCCGGUUCAUUCAUUAGUUCAUUUGUCAUCUUGUGUCACAAACUGGAUGAUGGGAUUGAUUAUGAAUCUAGGAACAGUACAAAUGUUUGGUGUGUAUUAAUGUUACUGUAUGUUAUUAGGUAAUUAGUUGUGUAUGGAGUUUACAUAGAAAAGGGCAAAGCAGGUUUUUCUAUUGAUGGCUGGAAAUUUAAAUUAUAAUGUACAUUUAUGGAUAAAUAAGAGAGUCUGGUGCCACUUAUUUCAACUUUGGCUCUAUAAGCAUUACUACUCUAAGAAAUAACCUGCUGCCACAGAGCUGUGAGUAUCUACAGUAGAAAUGUAAAUAUUUAGCAGUGUUUGAAUAUUAGACUCAAAUAUUUAUUGAGGCUACCGUUGUCCUGGAAGAUAUAGUAUCAAGUUGUUUGCUGCAUGCUGAUCCUCUUCGGGCUAGAAGCUCAUUUUGGUUGAAUUAAAAAGUAUAUUCUUUCUAGUUGAGCUCUAGAUAUGCAAAAGCAGCUGUUUUUUAGGUUGGUUUACACAUUAUCACUUUUUAAAUAUUAUAUGUCCCCCCCCCCCCCACCUUUAGUGUAGUUAGUUUAAAAAAACAAACACAUGUAUUCUCAUGUGAAAAAAACCCAAUAUCAUAGAAAACAGACCCUCCCUGUAGACUCAUUGUAACUCCAGAACUUUCCUGAGAAUUGGAUUGUAUAUUUGUGUUUGUUGUGUUGGACUGCAGGGCUGAUGAUGAGCACACAGUGUUGGUCAGCAGGGACGUAGAGGAGACAGGUUGAGGAACAAGUUUAGAUGCCUUAAGGAGCUCUGUCACGCUUGUUGGGUGAUCCUGAGCCGAAAGGGAUUUUCUUGCUGUUAUUAUAUAUGUCAUUAUCAUAUCAUAGAGUUAUAAAUGUGUUAAAGCUGCCUUGCUUUGACCUGCACUGGCUUCAAGUCAAACGUGGGACAAACAGAGGCCUCUCUGAAAGCAUGUAGAGUGGAUGCAUGAAGUGUCUCGCUCUGUUUCCUUCCUGGCCUGCUUUGUUCUCCUUCCCUAUUUUUGCGUCUGUCUCUGACUCAAACUUAAAGCUGUAUUAGACAAGAUUUUUACUUGUCAUCUGUUUGAAUUAAAUUCUGGUUUUGUGUGUGGACAUUAAAGGGAAAUGUGAGCUCACAAGAAAUAACAGCAAAAUCCAAACAGGCCUCUGCAAAAGAAGCAAAAUGUAGUUGUUGGGGUUUUUUGUCGUUGACACUACAUUACAUGGUUUCUGGGUUUUUUUUAAGUCUUAAAACUCUUUCUUCUUCUACUCUGUCUUCCAUUUCUGCCACCUAAUACAUUGUUUUUAUUUCUUCUUUUUGCUCCUCUGCGUGGAUCCUUUUAUGCACUGAAAGGACUUCUGGGUUAUGCUUUAAUUUCAUGGCACCUGAAUUCUAAGCCUGACUUUGAUAAGCUGUCAGCACAUUUGUGCAUCAGUGUGCGUCGAGAUAAUUGGGACUGUGUGUGUGUGUGUGUGUGUGCGCUCGUCUAGAGGGUGAAGUGGCUCUAAAAAGGUUUAUAGUUUUUGGAGGCAGCAUUUAUAAGUUCAUGUAUAAUCUACCCGUGUUUGUGUGGUACAUAUGUAACAUUAUGUGUCAGACUAUUUUCGUGUGUGUGUGUGUGUGUGUGUGUGUGUGGUAUAUUGCUGAAGCAUCCUAUGCCUGUUUACUUGCAAAAGGCAAUCUCAAAUAAUUUUAUAGUGUGAGUUAGAGUCAGUAUGGAACUGAAGAGUAAAUAUGCAAGAGUGCAGCCAGCCAUUUAUGCUGUGAUGUCUAUAGUAUCCAUUCCUGUUAACUAAGCACACAUUAGUUAAGACAGUGGUGUCCAGAAAAGAUUUAAUGAGGAGUGCUAGCAAGUCCUAGCUUGUUGGUGGAAAUAGUCAGUUAAAGUUGAAUACUACAACAAUGACAUCUGCUGGUUCAUUUUUUGAGCUGUCAAUAAUUACAAUUAAUGUGAUAUAUAUCGACAAGUGUUUAGCCUACUUGUGGUAGAAAAGAACUGUGAUAUUGCGUAAAUAACAUCGGCUUUCUUCAAAUUCUGAUUUAAAGCUGAAAUAAUUGAUUGAUUUUGCAGGCAAGGAAACCAAAACGACUAUCCAAAAUUGACUUAAAGUUCUGCAGAGCUUAGAACUGCAGAGCUGGGUGAAAAUUCUCUGCGGGUGUGGCACAACGAAUGACCACUUCCACAUUACACACAGUUCUUUCAUUGUUACUAUAGAAAAAUAUUGGUUAGUGCAGCUUUAAAUGCCUGUUCACGUUUGAACAUUGUGGUAUUUUCAUAUAAAAAGGUUCCUGUGAGCCCCAACCUGAAUAACUAAGAACAGUAAUUUAAACCCAAAUCUGACCUUAUUAGCAAUCAGGUUUGGGAAUUAAUGAGCUGCACAAGCUCUGAGGGCCUAGAAAUACCAAAUCCUGACAGAACUGUCAGACAUCUGAAAACUAAAGUAAUUUGAUCGGCAGGGAGAACUUGCAUAGAUAUUGUUGUCAUGUCAUUUUUGAGUUAUUCAGACUCAAAAUGAUGUCCAUAGUGUAAUAUUGUUUUAAAAUAUCAAAAGACAAUCAUAAUGACAAUGUUUGCGUUUGUUGGGUUUUUGGUUUCCUUUUGGUUUUAUAUGAACCACUUUGAUUGAGAAGCAGUUGGAUUUCAACACUAUGUGGGAUAUUAUGUUGGAUGAAAGAUUUGGCCGCAUAAAUUGCAAUCAUUUUUUUUUUUUUCAUUGAAACAUUGCAAUUGAGAGUUUGUGUUAAAUAGUAAGUAGUCCUGCUUUGUGAAAUACCCCACAGGUCAAACUAUACUGAAAACAAAUUAUUGUCACUUUUUUUUUUUUUUCAAACUUCUGCUUAAAGGAAGCACAAUGUGAGAAGGCCACUGUAUGCAUGACACAUACAUUUAUGAAACUAUGAGUUAGCCCAUGCUUCACAGCCUUCCAGUUGAGAGUGAAUCAUGUGUCAUCAUACUGUUGUGUUUGAGUAUCUCCUAAUAAAAAUGAUGCUUGACUUGAA